AUGGCGUCCCCGGCCAACUGUACCAAUGAAACAGAAACAGACAUAAGCAUGAAUUUCACAGAUCUCGCCAACGUCACAAACAUAACUAGCACCACGUGCAUGCCCCUCUCCAAAAUGCCAAUCAGCCUGGCUCACGGUAUCAUCCGCUCGGUUGUGCUGUUUAUCUUUCUGAUCGUGUCCCUGAUAGGCAACCUAGUGCUGGCCUAUGUGCUGCAGCGCAAGCCCGAGAUGAUGCAGAUGACCAACCACUUCAUCUUCAACCUGCUUGUCACUGAUCUACUCCAGGUUUUACUGGUGGCCCCUUGGGUGGUGGCCACCUCCCUUCCGUCCUUCUGGCCCCUCAACAGUCAUUUCUGCACUGCUCUGGUUAGCCUCACUCACCUCUUUGCCUUUGCCAGUGUCAACACAAUCAUCGUGGUGUCAAUCGACCGCUAUGUGACCAUCAUCCACCCUCUCUCCUACUCCAACAAGAUGACCACUUUCCGGGGCUACAUGCUCCUCUAUGGCACCUGGAUCGUGGCCUUCAUACAGAGCGCCCCUCCACUCUAUGGCUGGGGUCACGCUGACUUUGACAUCCGCAAUGCUGUAUGUUUCAUGUUCUGGGGGUCCAGUCCUAGCUACACCUUUGUCAGUGUCAUGUUCUUCCUUGUUAUCCCCCUGGCUGUCAUGAUCGCCUGCUACAGCGUGGUGUAUAGCGCAGCCCGCAGGCAGCAAGCUCUGAUGAAUCUCAAAAGCCGACGGCUGGAUGACCAGGCCCAGGUAAAGAAGGGGAAAAAGAAGAUUGACAAAUUCCAACGUGAGAAUGAGGUAAAAAGCCAGAAAGGAGGUGAGGCCAAGGCCAGUGAGGGAGGCAUGGAAGACGGGCGUGACGGAGUGAGAGGCCAGGAAGAGAGCAUUAUUGCCAAGGACGGCGAUGAGGUGGUGGAGAUGGCAGAGAUGGCGUCGGAGGUUGGAGAAAACAACCAGGCUGAGGGUGAAGAAGAGGGCGCUGAGAAUGAGAAUGAGCUCGCAGCCAAUGGGGGCAGCCCAAAACCCGACCACUGCAGCAUUGACAUGGGCGAUGAUGAGGCCGAGUGUGAAGGGGAGAAAGUGAAUCUCCGCCAGUGUGACAUCGAGGAGGCGAACAUCCCAGAGAAUGCACAAAGUGUCAAAACCUGCAACGACCCUCCUAUGCCCAACUGCUGCCAAUGCAAAGCGACCAAAGUGAUCUUCCUGAUCAUUUUCUCCUACGUGCUGUCCCUGGGGCCCUACUGCUUCUUGGCAGUCCUGGCCGUGUGGGUGGAUGUCCAUACCAAGGUACCCCAGUGGGUGAUCACCAUAAUAAUCUGGCUUUUCUUCCUCCAGUGCUGUAUCCAUCCCUACAUCUAUGGUUACAUGCACAAGGCUGUCAAGAAGGAAAUCCACAUUCUGCUGAAGAGGCUGUUCUCCCGGGAACAGCGCCUUAGCCCUGACCUCAACCUGCCUGCUACUGAAGCUGCCACAGAGGGUGGUACCAAAAGUGGAAAUGCCCCCUCUAGAGAGUACACCUCUAUUAUUUAA
Messenger RNA from Suncus etruscus (white-toothed pygmy shrew), 1539 nucleotides. It is a transcript of the gene GPR101, whose product is annotated as G protein-coupled receptor 101. The transcript is spliced from 2 exons. Gene Ontology annotation, molecular function: G protein-coupled receptor activity. Gene Ontology annotation, cellular component: membrane. Bases 1 to 1539 code for a protein of 512 amino acids. The record is from RefSeq and is a predicted model, not a curated record. Gene Ontology annotation, biological process: G protein-coupled receptor signaling pathway. Lineage: Eukaryota; Metazoa; Chordata; Mammalia; Eulipotyphla; Soricidae.